Molecule: messenger RNA, 3602 nt
Organism: Glossina fuscipes
Lineage: Eukaryota; Metazoa; Arthropoda; Insecta; Diptera; Glossinidae
Gene: Cdc27
Product: cell division cycle protein 27 homolog
Exons: 5
Coding region: 512-3283 (923 amino acids)
Biological process (GO): cell division
Molecular function (GO): protein binding
Source: RefSeq, a predicted model, not a curated record
CCUUGCCUGCUAAGUCAAGAAAAUAUUUUACUUUUUUCAAUUGGAGAACUUUUUUCAUUGUGUGAAUAAAAUUUCAAAAAGCGAAAUUCUAUUGAUCUAAUACUAAUCCUUAUUAAUAAAAAAACCCACAAAAUGUAUGGCAAAACGUUUAGUAAAUAGCAAUUUGGUGGUUUUGCAGUGGAAGACUUAAAGAAAAUUCCAUUAAAAUUGCAUUGAACAAAAAAAAAGUGAAAAUUUCUAACACACACAACACGCAAGAGGUAAUCAAAUUCUUUUUUGUUACAAACAGCGUUUGUGUUAACUGUUAUUGUUGUUGUUGGUGGCGGUGGUGGUGGUCGUUGGUCGUUGUCGUCACUGCAUGAGGAGUAAAAUAAACCAUAAACCUAACGGCAAGAAGCAACCAAACUCGAACCCACAAGAAAACAUAUAGCAUCCAUAAGAUUGCUUUCGUUUGAUAUUAUUUAUAUUUAAUAGAGUGCGUCGCAUCUUAGCAGGGCUUACAGUCGUGGAAAUGAUUAUACAAGAACCCGUUCAGGCAGCCAUAUGGCAUUGUCUGAACCAUUAUGAUCACAAGGAUGCUGUAUUUCUUGCAGAACGUUUGUGUUCAGAAGUGGAAACUGACGAGACCAUAUUUAUAUUAGCGACCAGCUAUUAUCGUUCCAAUCUAAUACAUCAGACUUAUUGGUUGUUGAGAGAAAAAGCCCGUCGUUCACCACAAUGCCGGUUUUUACAGGCUAAAUGUGCUUACCAACUAAAGAAAUACGCCGAAGCUGAAUGCGCUUUGACCUACAAUGGUUUUGGUGAUAUGAAAAAUAGCUUUGAUGAGAUUGUUAAAGAGUUCGGCGAGAUUGCUUGCUUUGUGUUGCAACUAAUAGCACAGAUUUGCGUAAAGACGGAACGUAACAAAAUCGCAACAAUUGCAUUGCGAAAAGCGCUUAAGCUAAAUCCGUUCAUGUGGCAAGCGUAUGCUGACCUUUGUCAUCUAGGAGAAUAUCCAGACGCUGGCGCUAUUUUUCAAAUAACGAACACGGACGUCUUCAAUACGUGUCAGGGCAAUACGAAUACGAAUUCAAUGAUUCUAUUUGGUGCAACAAGUGCUAUGAACGAUGGCGGUUCAUUGCUGGAUAGCACUGGCAAAUGUAUCAAUAAUAUCAACAUAGCAAUGGAGAGCAGUGGCGGCGGUUUCAUUAGUCAAUUGAGUAAUAGUUCAAAUUAUAUUCUGACAACACCGGUUGAUCAGUUGCUAUCUGCGCCCAAUAAUGGUUUGGGUGCCUUACAGAAUCUUACAACGCCAAACAACAACAGUAAUAAUUUAAAUAGUUCCAUAACAAUGUUGAGAGGUAACGUAACCAAUUUAGGAGGUAUUAGUGGUAUUCAACAAAACUCUAGCUUGAUGAUGUUAGACGACACUCCAGUGGGUUAUGCCACAGAACAAAAUGCUGGUGUUUGCAUUGAUGUGGGUGCUAGUACGCCAUUCCGCAAAAAAUACAAAUAUCUUUCAACCAUAUCGCCUGCAACACCCAGCUUUGGAGUUAUUCCCCUUACAAGCCCCUGUGGCGGUGGUGACUCAGCGUAUUUAACAGCUAAUCUUAACAUAACCAAUUCUCCCUUGCCACAAACAUUAGCUGAAGUUAAUCAAGAGCCAAAAAUUAUCGGCAAAAAAAUGAAAACACAUAUUGGCAGUUUAAUUAAUCGCAAAGACAGUACAUCGAAUACGAGUAAUAGUAGCAAGCCGGCCGUAUUUACCCAAACCGGUAAUAUAACCCCCCGUACUCCUAAUAUUCCCGGAAAUGUAACUACAGGUCCGACAAUUCCCAAUGCUGCCGUACGUCGCAGUUCUCGUCUGUUCAGUCAUAGCGCCUAUUCCGUUAAGGAAAACAACAAAUCCCCAAAUAUAGCAAAUAAGUUUGUGCAGCCGCGUUCACCGUCACGCAAACCUAAAACACGUAUUGGUAAAAUUUGCCUAAACAAUGAACUGAUUGAAGACAAGUCUAUUAAUGCCCAGGCAAAUCCAGAGAAGCUCAGUGAGAAGAGUAUGAAAAAAGACAAAGAAAAAAUAGAGACAAUAACGUCUGCCACAACCGGUACAAAUCGUUCAACUACCGAAGACGCUAAAGUUCAGCUCAAUAAUAGUCUAAAUAAUGCCCAAACAAUGGCUCAUCAUCUAUUGUCUCUUAAGAAGCAAUCAGCCGAUGGUCUAAUGGUUUUACUACGUGAUCUCGCCGAAGGCUAUAAGCAGUUGCUGCAUUUUCAUUGUAAGUCAGCCAUAAGACAUUUGGAGAGCAUGAUACCAAAGCAUCAUCUUUGCUCAAGUUGGGUACAAUCGAUUGUCGGUAUGUGCUAUUAUGAGCUAAGGGAUUAUGAGUCUGCGGUAGCUACAUUUAAACACGUCCACGAGAAUGAGCCGCAGCGCUUAGAUUACAUGGAAAUAUAUUCGUCUUCAUUGUGGCACCUUCAAAGGGAAGUUGACCUUUCGGCCUUGGCUCAAGAUCUUAUGAAUCAGGAUAAAACUUCGCCCAUAACAUGGUGCGUAGCGGGUAACUGCUUCUCUUUGCAUAAGGAACACGAAACUGCGAUUAAAUUUUUUAAACGAGCGGUACAAGUGGACCCAGAUUUUGUCUACAGUUACACUUUAUUGGGCCAUGAAUUGGUUUUAACAGAGGAGCUGGAUAAGGCCAUGGACUACUUCCGCUCGGCUGUUGUACGCGAUCCUCGGCACUAUAAUGCCUGGUUCGGUAUUGGUACUAUCUACUCGAAGCAGGAGAAGUACGAAUUGGCCGAAUUGCACUAUAUCAAGGCUUUAAAAAUCAAUCCGCAAAAUUCUGUGAUCUUAGUGCACAUCGGUGCCAUGCAAUAUUUCAUGCAAAAGAAGGAACAAGCUUUGCAGACCUUUAACACUGCAGCUACUCUAGAUCCUAAGAAUCCCUUGGCCCGUUUUCAUCGUGGUUCAAUUUACUUCUCACUCGGUAGACAUCAGGAGGCUUUGCGAGAAUUGGAAGAGCUUAAAGAAAUUGUGCCAAAAGAAUCGGUAGUUUUUUAUUUAAUAGGAAAGAUCCACAAGAGCUUGGGUAAUGUAGACUCAGCUUUAAUGCACUUUAGCUGGGCUACCGACUUAGAUCCGAAAGGGGCUAAUAAUCAAAUUAAAGAUGCCUUCGAUUCAAUGUCACAUCCCAGCUGCUGUCCCACCAUCGAUCCCGGUUUAGAUGCCGAUCUGGAGCCUAUUUCGGAGCGUUCCGACGAUUCAACACAAGUUCAAGAUGUUAACUAUGAUAGUGACUUUUAAACCGGUUAGACGUGCUCAUAACCUAGAUUCAAGUCCAUUCGAACAUUGUUACUUGAAGUUUUCAAACUUUAUUUUCUCCUUUUUCCCUGCCGACUGACUGAUCGCUCGAUCACCUCUUGUAGCCGAAUGGACGGGCAAUACACUCACAUUGCAUACUUUGUAAUUGUUUUCUUAAUAUUUUUUUUUUUUUUUUUCGUUUUAAAUGUGUAUGUGUAAUAUUUCAACAUCUCAAUGUAAUAUGUAAUGUAAUGCAUAGUUAUUAUAGCAUUAAUGGCAAUCAAAUGCAAAAAAAAAAAAAAAAAAACAACAAAAACAAAAA